This is a messenger RNA of Phytophthora sojae, 1038 nucleotides long. RefSeq lists its product as hypothetical. Lineage: Eukaryota; Oomycota; Peronosporomycetes; Peronosporales; Peronosporaceae. The record is from RefSeq and is a predicted model, not a curated record. The transcript has a single exon. Bases 1 to 960 code for a protein of 319 amino acids.
AUGAUGAUGAUGCACGGAAGCGCGCCGCUCUACAGCCGCCCGGCCGCGCCCGAGGGCGAGACCAUCUCCAUCUCCAUCGGCCAUGGCAGCGACCGCUCCUCCUCCAUCGUGCUGCCGCGCGGCCAUGACCUGGUCAAGCACCUGGAGCGCCUCAUCCCGGCCACCUCCGCCUCCUCCCCGCAGUCUCAGCCUCAGCAGCAGACCCUGCAGCCGCUCAUGUACGCCAAGACGCAGCCCGAGUCCGCCGCCGCGCGCUUCGACGCCGUGCGCGCGCUCUCGUCGCUGCCCUACCAGCAGUCGCCCACGCAGGCCCCGAUCUCGUCCAUGUCCCAGUACAUCCACGCCAACUCGCGCUACGAGACGUCGGCCGCCGUGCCCGCCACCUCGAGCCUGCCGCGCUCGCCGCUCUACCACUCGGACAGCUCCAACAACGGCGGCGUCCGCGUCUACCACCACACGCCCGAGUACCUGGAGCUCGCUGGUGAGCCGCGCGCCACGCGCACCCGCCGCCGCCGCGGAGCCAACGGCGCCAGCAGCGGCAAGUGCUGCCAGGUGGUCGGCUGCGACAAGAUCUCGGUGAGCCGCGGCCUGUGCCGUGGCCACGGCGGCGGCCGUCGCUGCCAGCACGCGGGCUGCACCAAGGGCGCCCAGAGCCGCAGCGACUUCUGCUGGGCGCACGGCGGCGGCCAGCGCUGCGAGGUCAAGGGCUGCAUGCGCAGCCGCAAGUCGAAGCGAUUCUGCGUGGCCCACCUCAACUGGGAGACCACGGCGCCCGUGGCGCCUGCCCCCGUGUACGAGACGCUGCCCCGUCAGAUGGAGCUGCCCAUGCCCAUUGUGCCCAAGGCCGUGUCGCCCGUCGGCAGCUUGAGCCCCACCGCUCUGAACGGCUCUCCGCGCCUCCCCAGUCUCCUGCAGGCACUGCGCAACAUGCAGCAGUCGAGCAUGACGGUGCAGAGCUAAGUUAGAGAGACCCAAGUAGAUCUAGUGUAUCAGCGCGCAGGCGCCUUAUUAAUAUUUUAACGAUGCAAACAGUUUUCC